UGCAAAUGGCGUGCGCACAGGGCUGUAGAGGAAUUGUGGAGCAUUUGCUCGAGUUCGGUGCCGACGUUCAUUUGCAAAAUAAUGUCGGGUCAUCGGCACUGCACGCGGCGUGCGCGGCCGACGCGGCGGAUAUUGUGGAGUUGCUGUUAGCACAUGGCGCUGACCCCGCCUUAACUGAUAAGUGGUCGCAGUCACCGGUGAGUGUGGCAGGCGGCGCGGGAGGCGCGGCGGAGUCCCCGCCGGAGGGGUUCCGGCGUGCAGCGCGGGGCUCCUUCUCUGCUAUCCUGGACCUCAUCACUGCCACUGCUAACGUUGAUAUACAUCAAGAUCACUCCGAAGACUCCACAUCAUCUCGUGUUGACGAGAAAUCCGGCGGUCAUUCUCCCGCUCCUAGCGAAGGUACGGAAGGCGACGAAAGGUGAUGGUCGGCCACAACUCUCCUCGAUAGACUUGCACAACGCGGCUUCGCUGCUGACACACGCUUGGCUUUACCACCCACUGGUUGCGCUCGCUACAGGGAGUUAUGUUAUCGUGCGGCCCAAGCGCACUUACCUGACGAGGUACCACCGCGGCCGUGUGAAUGCGUGAACUGCACUUCACGGCGCAACUCCUGCGAACCCUGAUAUCAGCUAAAGAUUCAGCCUUCACGACCAACGCCCUCGAUAUUACCAUUACUUGAAUAGAUUCAACUUACAGGUUUCAAAUAAGAAUGUGUGAUCACACAUAAUCUUAUUUGAAAUACUUUUUUUAUGCUUUAUAUCUCUGGCAGUGCCAUCUUACGAUGGACAUCUUAAUUAUAUCCAAAAAUACGUUUUAGUGCUUUGUGGUUGAUUGGUGACCUUGCAUAGGUUCUUUGAUUCUACUGUAAUUUUACAUUUUGUCGUAUACAAGCUUAUUUAUAAGAUAAUUCAAUGUUUGAUGUUUUAAAUAUGUAAGUAUGCUUCUUUGAUGUGCCAUCUAUAGUUAAAAGUAUGGUACAACCUGACCAGAAAUAUAAAACGUCUCACCAUAUUGCGGACAAACAUGGAAUUAAUUUCGGAUAGGUGUUCUAUAUUUCUGUUCAGGUUGUAUGUUUGAUCUUUGGUCCGAUUAUUUUACAAAAACUAGUGAUUGUCUUCGAAAACUCCCCAUUUUUUUAGAUAGGAAAUUAAAAACAUAUGCAAUUUUUAUCAUAUUCUCUUCCUGGAUCAAACUUUUGCAGUGCCUUACCUUUACGAUAUACAAUAUUCCUCUCGUGCACAAACCUAAACGCACAGCAACAAUUAUAGCAUCCAAAUUACAUCAAUUCUCCAAUCCUGUACAAAUAUUUUUAUUGUUAUUUAAGAUAAAAGUGUCAAAUUAAAAUUGUCUGUCCAUUGGUAUAAAAUUUUAGACAAUUAUCUUAACAGCCUAGGUAAACGUAUAAGUAGAAAUAAUUGUAAAAUGAGACUUUACACAAUUUAUUAAGACCAAUCGUUGCUACAGAAGAAUUUAUCGUAAAAACUUAUCUAACCACUAAUUAUCGUUAUAUUUAAAAUAAUGUCAACGUAACUUACAAAUGUAUUGCUAGUCUAUGGAACUUUUAUUAAUCUAUGGUUAGACAUUUUUAACUGUUUAGCUACAAAUUUUAUCGCUUAGAGCCUAAUAAAACUAGAUAUAUCUAGAUUAAAUUUAAGUAUUUCUUUCCUAUUUAUAAUAUUUCAUCUUUGUGCAUCUUUGAAUUUAAUAUUCAUUUGGUAAUAUGUUACGUACGUCCCUGCGUACAUUUGUAAUGCUAAAACUAUGUAUAAAUUAUAUUUAUUACAUAAGAGAUCUUAUUAAUUUUAUUUCUUAUCCAACUUCAGUUAAUUUAUUUGUAGAAUUAAACAUAAUAACCAACGUCUAAUCUCAUUAUAUUAAUGAGAGAAAAAUACUCAAAAAUACCGUAAAAUUAUUAAAAAAAAUACACCGACAUUGACUAAACUAGUAAUUAAUAUUUUUAUAAAUUAAAAAGACUAGAUUAAGUUUUCGAGGACGGGGACGCGGGAGGCGACGCUUAAAUUUAAAUAAAACUUAAAUUUAUUAGUUACAUUUAUUUUAAUGAACAAAAAGAAAUCAAAUGUGAACAUUGUGAUUGGAUAGAGCAUGCCGCAAAACUGUCGAAUUCCAAGAUGAAGUAGGAAAAGUAAUUUAUGAUGCUCGAAGGACCAAUAUAUUAUUGUUUAACUUUACCUCACAGAAUGCAAUCAAAAUUUUGGAUUAACCUGACAUGCGGCAAAUAUAUCAUAUCCAUCGUUAUCCACAAUUCAAAAAAUAUACGUAACUUGAACGUGCUUCUAGCACUCUCUUAAUUUGUCAUAAAUGCAAAUGCUUAAAACUAUUUUGAUGGACAAACUUGCAGAAGUCAUAAUCUCAUUAUCAUUAAUUUACAAUUACAUUGGGCAUUUUAUCAAGAACAGCUAUGAGGUUUUUGCGGGUUAAGACUAAAUCGAAGAAAAUUAAAAAUACAAAUCAGUUCCUUUACAACACCCUAAAUGAAUAUACCAAAACGUUUAAACAUAUUUUUGAAGUGUCUACAUUACCAAACUAGUUCCAAUAAUCCUUUCAUUUGAAAUACAUCUUUUGAGUUACGAUUUUUUUUUGACUGGUAGCAAACCUAUGGUUUAACUUCUGGACCAAUGAAUACACCGGUUAAGAAACCGGGCUACAAUCGAGUGUUGAAGGUAGAAGCAAAAUUAACGACUAAAUUUGUCGGGAUUUAGUUCACUAGUGUGCCGUAAAGGGAAAAACUAGAACGCCUAUGUGUGUGUAUCUUGCUAACUGUAAUAC
Papilio polytes (common Mormon) is the source of this 2787-nucleotide messenger RNA. RefSeq names its product ankyrin repeat domain-containing protein 65-like. NCBI's taxonomy places the organism in Eukaryota, Metazoa, Arthropoda, Insecta, Lepidoptera, Papilionidae. The transcript has 6 exons. Gene Ontology annotation, cellular component: nucleus; cytoplasm. The record is from RefSeq and is a predicted model, not a curated record. Gene Ontology annotation, molecular function: protein binding. The coding region runs from base 6 to 422 and encodes 138 amino acids.